Messenger RNA from Aspergillus neoniger CBS 115656, 1119 nucleotides. RefSeq names its product shikimate/quinate 5-dehydrogenase. The record is from RefSeq and is a predicted model, not a curated record. Gene Ontology annotation, cellular component: cytoplasm. The transcript has a single exon. Lineage: Eukaryota; Fungi; Ascomycota; Eurotiomycetes; Eurotiales; Aspergillaceae. Bases 1 to 1119 code for a protein of 372 amino acids.
AUGCACCACCUCCCCAACCCCACCAUCCAAACCAUCCUCCUAAACCUCACACGCCCCAAAAUCCACCACUUCCUCCACAUCAUCUCCUCCACCCUCAUCUUCUUCUCCACGACCCCCGAACGACAACACCAACCCCCACCAAGCACCCUAGCCCGACCCAACGGACAACGCACGCUCUUCCGCCCCUUCACCUCCCCAGACAGCAUCGGCGCCAAGCUCGUCGUCGAGCCAGCUCCCAACACUGCCACCGGAAAACGCGAGCACCCAAUCCAAGGCCUCCUAAUUAUACUAGACCCGCUGAGAAACCCCACGGGAAUCUUAUCCGCCCAGGAAAUAACCGGCUACCGGACGUCGAUGAGCGCCAUGAUCCCGUUCUCCUGGCGGAAGCAUGUAUCGAAUAUCGUGAUAUUCGGGGCCGGAAUACAGGCACUGUGGCAUACGCGGUUGAUAUUGGGGUUGAGGGGGGAGGAGGUGCGGUGUAUUACGUUUGUGGGUUCUUCGAGGGGACGGGUGGAGGAGUUGGUUGGAACGGUGAAAAGGGAGAUGCAGGGGCGGUGGGGAUCAGAAGAGUGUAAGUUUCAGUUUGUGAGUGCUGAUGGGAGUGAUGGUGAGGUUGAGAGGUGUUUAAGGGAGGCGGAUUGUGUGUUUUGUACGACGCCUUCGCAGAAGAUGCUUUUUCCGGCGGCGUGGGUGAUGGAGAGGGGUGAGGCAGGGAGGAGGAUGCCGUUGGUUUCGGCGAUUGGGUCUUGGUUGCCGGAGAUGAUUGAGUUGGAUCCCGAGUUACUUAGGGGGGUGGUAUGUGGUGAGGAGGGGGUUAAUCCGUUGACUGGGGAGAGGGGGAGGGGGAUGGUGUUGGUGGAUGAUAGGGAGUAUGCGAUGCAUGGCUGUGGGGAGGUUGUGCAGAGUGGGUUGGCCGGGGAGGAUUUGGUGGAAAUUGGAGAGGUACUUGCUUUGAAGAGUGGGAGGACUCAGGUAUCUGGUGAUGAGCAUGUUCGGCGUGUGGAGGGGUUUAUGGAGGAGGGCUUGGUUGUUUAUAAAAGUGUCGGCGUGGGUCUUACUGAUUUGACGGCUGGAAGGGAGGUUUUGAGACUAUAUCAGGAGAAGCAGGGUAAUUUGUGA